GGCAAAAUAAAUGAUAUGACCUACACAAUAAUCAACGUCUACACACCCAACACAUACCUACAGAGCAUUCUUAAAAAUACAAGCGCUAUACAACAGGGAAUCACGAUAAUAUAUGGCGAUUUCAACCAUAUCAUAGACCCCACAUUGGACACCACACUAUCACAACACAGGCGUCGACAACGCCCCCUGAACAGACAAUGUAAAACCCUGCAGAAACUCAUACACGAACACCAUUUCUAUGAUGCAUGGAGAACCACACACCCGGGGGAAAAAACAUUUACCCAUUUCUCACACGUCCACAACUCCUACUCUCGGAUAGAUGGGUUCCUCAUCUCAGGGCAACACCUAAACCAAAUCCACACCUGCUAAAUAAAACAAAUCACAUGGUCCGACCAUGCACCUGUGCUCCUCGACAUGAAAAACUUGUACGACUUCAAACACCGUAGCCCCUGGAAACUAAAUAACACAUUGCUCCAUAAUGACGAAUACAUGAAAGAACUCGCAGACGACCUCACUUUAUACUUUACACAGAACGACAACGGAGAAAUGCCACCGACCACUAUCUGGCAGGCACACAAAGCAGUCAUACGAGGGCUGCUAAUUAGAAAGGUAGCAUACAUAAAAAAACAGGCACAGAUCACACUAAAAACAUGGCAACGAGAGCUAUACGACUUAAAUAGGAGUAACCAACUACAACCAACGGCAGAAAACAGACAUCUCAUCAUGACCAUCUCUAGGCUCAUACACCAGCAGGCACUAGAACAAACGCAAACCAACAUGACAAGACUUAAAAUAUCACAUUACAUUCAGGGUAACAAAGCGAGCAAACUACUAGCUAACCAACUGAAGCAAAAACAAGCCAACCAAAAAAUAGCCUACAUCCUAGACAACAAAGGCCAGAAACACGCGACACCUAGAGAAAUCAGUGAAACAUUCGCCAAAUACUACCACACCCUAUACAACCUAAAAGGAGACUCGAACACGACACAACCCACGGACACCAGCAUAAAAGCCUAUUUAGACAAACUAGCCCUGCCACAACUCACGCCACAACAGCAGGCAGACUUAACCAAACACAUAGAUAUACAGGAGAUGCUUAAAGUCAUCCAAACACUGCCGACGGGCAAAUCACCAGGCCCAGAUGGCCUGACAAACUUAUACUACAAGAAGCUCAGCCACGUAUUAGCACCCCACUUAACAACGGCUUUCAACCACGCUACAGCCCAGAAAUCCCUCCCAAGAGAGAUGUUGUUAGCACCCAUCGUUACAUUGCCAAAACCCAACAAACCACCCACAACGCCGAAAAUUUUUCGGCCUAUUUCACUCCUAAACACAGAGGCGAAGCUUUUCGCCAAACUAUAUGCUACGAGACUGGGACUAAUCAUACCACACAUCAUUCACAACGACCAGGUGGGAUUUGUAAAAGGGAGACAGGGGUCAGACAACACAAGGAAAGCCAUAAACCUGCUAUACAAACUACAGACACAAAAAGAGGGGGGAUUGUUCCUCUCUCUAGAUGCCGAAAAGGCCUUUGACAGGCUACACUGAGGGUUUCUAAAAGCGGUCUUACGCAAGUUCGGAAUGCCGGACGAAUUUGAAGCAGUGGUGGACGCACUAUACAGCUCACCCGAGGCACGAGUGUUGAACUCGGGGUUCCUGUCGGAGCCGUUUCGGCUCUCCAACGGAACACGUCAAGGAUGCCCCCUAUCGCCACUACUGUACAUCCUAGCCCUAGAACCGCUAGCCACACGAUUCAGAGAAAAUGGCAACAUACACGGGAUACAAGUGGGGAAGAGGGAAUACAAAGCAGGACUUUUUGCAGAUGACAUUAUGUUGACAAUCACACAGCCACAUAUCUCACUACCAAACAUUCUUGCAGAAAUAAAGGAGUAUGGGGAUCAGUCUUACUAUACAUUGAACGUUACCAAGACACAAGCCAUGGGGAUAAGGAUGACUCAAGCCUCGAUAGACAAACUAAAAGACAACUUUCAAUUUGACUGGAGGGGGGAUUACAUCACUUUCCUAGGACUAAAACUGCCAAAACACCCUAAUCAACUGUUGCAACUCAAUUAUGGCAAACUCCUGAAGGAGAGCGAAGAAACACUGAAAAGUUGGGAACACAAAUUUCUGUCUUGGGUAGGUAGGAUGACUGCCCUGAAAAUGGUCUUACUCCCCAAGUUCCAAUAUCUCAUAAGAACACUGCAGAUUUUCCUCCCAAACAAGUACCUGACCAAGCUGCAACGCAUAUACACAUCAUUUGUAUGGGCACACAAGAAAAUAAGAGUGGCGUCAGCAAUCCUGAGCAAACCCAUCUCCCAAGGGGGCCUGGGCCUGCCAGCCGUACACCUAUAUUACGAAGCCGCCCUCCUGUCCACUAGUCUCACUCUACACACAGGGGGAAACAAGCCUCAAUGGGCAGAGAUGGAGGCUGCAGGGAUAUACCGGGGGGCAUGAAAUACAUAUUCUGGGUACCCCACAAGCUGAGACCCAAACAAAAAGAUUUACUUCCAACCACUUCUUUACUCCUAGACACAUGGGACACGAAGACAAAACUCCUAGGGCAAACCAAAAGUUGGGUGAUGGCGACCCCGAUACAGAGCUUGCACAUCGUAAACCCCACUUUAGACCAUCGCCCCUGGACCCAACGAGGGUGCACACGAAUUGAACACCUCUACAAGGAGGGUAAACUAGAACCAUACCCCACUUUGAAACAAAAAUACCACUUGCCAAAUGCCACUCUGUUCACAUACCUCCAAAUAAAAGCCCUUCUGGAGAAUGAGACCACAAUAACAACACCCACACCCUUAAAACAAUUAUAUCACAUAUGCGUCACGGGUAACAUACCAAAAAAGACACUUUCUCUACUCUACGCCAUGCUAAAUGACAACCCCAAAACACCACCAAAAGACAAAUUCAAGGAGCACUGGCAUGAGGACCUACAUAAACAUUUUACUGACAGCCAAUGGCAAAAAGCCUUUAUAGCCCACAAAGGGAGAUCUAGAUGUGCAGCACACUUAGAACUCAUGAGGAAACUGCAAUACAGGUG
Messenger RNA from Pelobates cultripes (western spadefoot toad), 3046 nucleotides. NCBI's taxonomy places the organism in Eukaryota, Metazoa, Chordata, Amphibia, Anura, Pelobatidae. The record is from the annotation of a GenBank genome assembly.